Messenger RNA from Malus domestica (apple), 2410 nucleotides. Its product is annotated as putative pentatricopeptide repeat-containing protein At5g36300. Lineage: Eukaryota; Viridiplantae; Streptophyta; Magnoliopsida; Rosales; Rosaceae. The record is from RefSeq and is a predicted model, not a curated record. Gene Ontology annotation, molecular function: protein binding.
CAAAAAAAUAUCUCUACUUUUUAAAAAAAAAUAAGGAUCCAUCUUAUUAAAAGAUUCAUAUGUUUAGGACUCGAUCCAAGACACCUGGUUGGGUCAGGCUCGUAUCUAACCGGUCCAAUAAAAGCAAGCAAAAACACUGAUAUCUUUGGCGCCUAUGAGAGCAUGGCAAUGCUGGUGCAGUCCAUUUGGUGUCGUAACUCACCUUCACUUUCAUCCGCAGGCAGCUUCGCAAUCACUCCACUCUCUCUCUUCUGUCCGAGAUGCCUCAAACACUCCGAGACGUACAAUUUCCACGCUUCUUUCACUCACUCGAAUCGUACCAAGAACGCGAAAGAUUUCAAAUUUACAGCACCCAGUGACGAAAACACUUCAAUUCCGAACUACCUAAUUGCUCAAACCACCGGAGAGGAACUUUCCGGCGAAUCAUACAACAAUUUGAUAAGUGGGUUCUGCAGAGCAGGGCAUAUCGACCAGGCAAUGGCUGUUCUUGCAGAAAUGGAAGCUCUCGGCGUCCGACCCAAUUCGAUGUCUUACGCUCAUUUGAUUGAGGGCCUCGGGAGCAAUGGCAGGACUUUGGAGGCCGAUGUGUUGCUUCAGGAAAUGAUAUGUUCUGGGUUGAGGCCAAGAAUCAGGGUUUACAAUGUUAUGCUCAGAGGGUGUUUGAAGAAAGGCCUCUUAGAACUUGCAACUAGAGUUUUGGCAGUAAUGGGCGAUUUGGUUGCGGAGAAAAAUGAAGAGACGUAUGAGAUUCUUCUUGAUUACUAUGUCAGUGCCGGGAGGUUGGAAGAUACUUGGUCAACGAUUAAUGAGAUGAAGCGGAAGCGGUUUCGGUUGAGCUCGUUUGUGUAUAGCAAGGUUAUAGGACUUUACAGGGACAAUGGGAUGUGGAAGAAGGCAAUGGACAUUGUGGGAGAGAUAAGGGAGAUGGGGAUGGCAUUGGAUAAACAGAUUUUCAACAGCAUUAUUGAUACGUUUGGGAAAUAUGGUGAAUUGGACGAAGCUUUGGAAGUAUUUGAUAAGAUGAAACAAGAAGGUGUGAAGCCUGAUAUAACGACAUUUAAUUCAUUGAUAAGGUGGCAUUGUAAGGCAGGGAAUAUAAGCAAGGCACUUGAGUUGUUUACAGAGAUGCAGGAACAGGGGUUGUAUCCUGAUCCAAAGAUCUUUGUCACCGUUAUCAGCCGAUUGGGGGAGCAGGGGAAGUGGGAUGUGAUCCAGAAGACUUUUGAGAAUAUGAAACGCCGAGGGCAUAAGAAAAGUGGGAUAAUUUAUGCUGUUUUGGUUGAUAUUUAUGGGCAGUAUGGAAAAUUUCAGGAUGCUGAAGAGUGUAUAUCUGCCCUAAAAGCUGAAGGUCUUAUUCCUUCAGCUAGCAUGUUUUGUGUCUUAGCAAAUGCCUACGCUCAGCAGGGAUUAUGUCAUCAGACAGUUAAGGUACUCCAGCUUAUGGAAGCUGAGGGAAUCGAACCAAACGUCAUAAUGCUGAAUGUGCUGAUCAAUGCAUUCGGUGUUGCUGGUAGAUAUUUAGAGGCGUUAUCCAUUUAUCACUAUAUAAAAGAAAGUGGUUUUAGCCCUGAUGUGGUUACUUAUACUACACUUAUGAAGGCGUUUAGUCGGGCAAGGAAGUUUGAUAAGGUCCUGGAGAUAUACAAGGAAAUGGAACGCGCCGGAUGCACUCCGGAUAGAAAGGCUAGACAGGUGUUACAAGUUGCUUUAAUGGUCCUUCAACAGAGGUAUUGUGAGUAAUAGUGAAUGGAUUGGUUUGUGAUGCAAUGUGAUAGGGCAGUCCGGUAUGGACACGGCCUAUGAUCCUUUCAGCAGUCCAACUAGGGCCAUACGGGAUGAUGGUAGUGUAAACACUUGAAGCCAGAUGGGGUGUUGAUUUUGCCACAUUAUACCACACAACUGAUAAUCGCAACGGGCUGCGAGAGCACAUAUGUUGUACAGAUGAUGAAACAUGCUUCAGGUUUAGCCGUUGGAAACGUGGACAACACCGGGUACGUGCAACACGAAAGCACUCGCUUCGGACUUGAGAGGACGAGUCGAUUUGAUGAGCUACCAACUUGGUUCCUGUGCAGCCAUUGGUUUGGAAGAAUUGGGCUUUCGAAGUGCUGCAACUCAAAACAGUAUUCCGUUCCGUACAUGGAAUGAAUUGGAAAAGUUGGCGUUUCGAAGUGCCAGUUUUCGGUCCUCCCGCGAUUUCGGCAAUGAGAUAUAUAGCUUUACCGACAUUAUAUUGUCACCCUGAGUCCUGACGAUUAUUAUCUCCACCACACCCAUGUAAUCAUUGUUUGUUUCAAGUUUUGAAUACCUCUUGGCACGCACUUACAGCUCUUGUAUAUAAUUUUAAUAUUUAUUAAAGUAUUUAUUAUCUGUGAGCAAUAUGGAAAGUUGCUUUGGAGAUUGGAGAUACAUU